AAAGAUCAUAGGUGUAGAAUACUAUUCAUUACCUACUCAUACACAUUCUGAAGAACGUGAACAUGUUAACAGUCGCUAUUAUAUUUACUUUCUUGAGUUCCUUCAACUUUAUUGACGGUCUCAACUUGGAUUCUGCUACAGAGAUAUGUAAGAAUACGAGUGUACGAUGCCUGUCAAACAACACUUACAUAACGUGCGCAAAUGCUGGCGCUUUCACAGUUCUCCUGAACACUCAGCUGACAUGCCCUGAUGGUUACAUUUGUAAUGAAUCGGUGUUAUCACAUCCGUGCACAAAAGAGGGGGACACCGAUUCAUCCAGCAAAAAUACUGAAACAACGACAGAAAGUACAACGAGGGCAGACAGUACAACUUCACAAACAGAUCCAACUCCUCCUGCUGCCUGCACUAGUGCUGGUAAAUAUCCAUCCAAAAAUUGCAAUGAGUAUUAUGAAUGCUUGAAGGUGAUGUGGUGGUACAGACUCAUGUUCAGAAAGUGUGACGAAAGUGAAAGAUUCGACCAUAUUACUUUACAAUGUGUACCUGACAUAAUGUGUUUCUGAAAUAAUAUCUCAAGAUGAUUCAAUUCUUGUUUGAAAUCAUAUGUAUUCUCAUUCCGAUAUUCGUGUUAGUAAAUAUCCCAUUGUGAUUUUCGAUAUUUCAGAGAAUAUACGUCAUCAUUCCAAUUUAUGAAUAGUUUGAUAUCUGUUAUUAUAUCAAGUACUUU
Molecule: messenger RNA, 724 nt
Organism: Phaedon cochleariae (mustard beetle)
Lineage: Eukaryota; Metazoa; Arthropoda; Insecta; Coleoptera; Chrysomelidae
Source: the annotation of a GenBank genome assembly